Planococcus citri (citrus mealybug) is the source of this 4980-nucleotide messenger RNA. RefSeq names its product baculoviral IAP repeat-containing protein 6-like. Lineage: Eukaryota; Metazoa; Arthropoda; Insecta; Hemiptera; Pseudococcidae. Bases 56 to 3034 code for a protein of 992 amino acids. Gene Ontology annotation, molecular function: protein binding. The record is from RefSeq and is a predicted model, not a curated record. The transcript is spliced from 21 exons.
CGCCGUCUUCCUUCAGUUCAUCACAUGAUGAAAAAAAUCCAAUGGAUGGAUCAUCAUGCUGAUUGUUGACAAAACACUAUCAACUUUCGCCAGAAUUAUUUCGUUUUUCUAUAUUUUCUUACAACAAUGUAGUAUUUUUCAUUUGCUUUUUUGUUUAAACCGAAAGUUGAAUGCUGAAGGUAUGAAUCGGAUCACUCGGAAACGUGAAGGCGAAGCCGCCUUCCCUGCUCUGACGCUAUUAACCUCAGAUAAUUAUGUGGAAGACAUGCCGAAAAUGAGCAUUAUCAAUUCCAACGAAUUCACCAUAGGACGAGCUUUAGAUAAUCAUUUCGUUAUAAUGAGAAAAUGUAUUUCGAGGAGGCAUUGCUCUAUUCAUUUUGAUGAAGAAACCAAUAAAUGGAACAUCCUCUCACAUGUUCGAACGCGUAAAGCAGUCACCGUCCAAGGUACCGAUAUGCAGCUUGGAGAAUCUGUAACAUUAGAAUGUGGCCACCAAAUCCAUGUCACGCCAUUUUUUUUAUUCAAUUUUAUAUGCGGCCAAUGUGAGCAGUGUUCUAAGAACAAGAAGAUGCGACUGUCUACCGACUUGCAAAAGGAAGCAAAAGAAGCAGAUUCCACCGACGACCCGUACGCUGAUCCUGUGCCAUCUUGCAGCAAGAAACUGGAUACCAUUAAUCAUGAUGAAGAAAUUCGAAAAAGUAAAGAAACGAUAGCGUGGCAAGAGUCACGAAUAAAAGAGCUAGAGAUGAAAUUGAAGGAGAACGAGAAACGAGAGAUAGCUUUUCAGACGUUACAAGAAGAAACAGCUUUACUCGAAGUAGAGUACAAAACUGUACUUGAAAGAGAUAAAAAUCGCGAAGAAGACUCCCGCAUUAAGGAUGAGCUGCAGGCAAAAAUAACUGCCCUGGAGGAAGAACUUCAAAGCCUCAAAGAUGAUAACGCUAAUCUCAUCAACGACAUAUGUGCGACGGUGGAUGAUCUUGCCAAGAUGACUGAUAAAUGCAAUAACUUGGAAGAACAAUUGAAGCAAAAAACUGCGAUCUCGCUCAGCAGUCCAUCUACAAGUAGUACAACUUUCACUCCAAAUGUGGUCACAAUUCCUACGAAGUGCAAUGAAUUGCUACCUACGCAACCUUUUGAAAUCCUUAAAAAUUUAUUCAAGGCUGCGCCGACAAAUAGCCAUGAUGGCAUUGUUCUGCGAAGGUUGGCUGUAGAUCAUGGCGCCAUUCCAUUAAUUUUGGAAUGUUUAGCGAUGUUUACUCAUAAUUCCGAAACUAACUCUACAACAACGACUUCUGUAAACCAAAAUACGAAUUAUACUGCUGUAAGUUCUUCAAGCUCCUCGAGAAAAUCUAAGAAAUCCAUAUCUAGAUCAUCGAGACAGUAUUGGGCUAAAGGAACUGGCUAUGCUAGCGGUACAACAACGACUUCGUGGGAUUUUACCCAAACCCUAAAUAAACAGCGUCUCGAAGAAGAACGUAUCUCAUUACUGUUACAGAUUUUAGCCUACUUCGUUAAUUCUGAUCCCAAAAUACUAGAACGGCCAUCCGAUAUUCUAGAAGAAGUAGAUAAUUUAAACGAAGACUCUACAUCGGCUGAUCAACCUUUAUUACCGAUUGUUUUCGUAGAAUUAAUCGAACAGUCAUGUUUGUUACCAGUGCUAGCGUCGUAUCUGCGCAAUGAUUCGGUUCUCGAUAUGGCUCAGCACAUUCCGCUUUAUCGAGCAAUUCUCGUACUGCUGAGAGUGAUGUCAUUUAGUUCCCAAAUGGUGCAGUUCUUGUUGCCUGAUGCGGAGAAGUCUAUUUCCAUUGUGGAUUUGUUACGCGGCAUUGAAAGUUGCGUUGAUACGUAUUCAGCUACAUUACAGAAAAAAGGAAUUAAUUUAUCCUGUUCAGAAGAUCAAGAUUUGAAGGAUUUUGUUUCGGAUGUUCGAACGACUACUAGAAUAGUAGAGAUUAUGACGGUGAAAGUAAUUUCAAUUAUCAAUCCCCAAUGUGGGGCUCCGUCGGCGUCGCCGUCCCCUCACAAACCGGUCUCAAUAGAAGAAAUUUAUCUACGAAUUAUGAAAAAAUUGCAAUUCGGAACAUAUGAUAUGAUUUCCGCGAAUCCGGAAUUCGAUGGGUAUGAUUUCAAUGUUUCUUACCACUAUGAGAGAAAUGCUCGGUUGGAUGGGGACAAAAAUCGUCCGGCGAGAACUAAGAGACUAGCCCAGGAAACGUCCACCAUCUCUACUUCGUUACCGCUUUCUUACAGUUCCACUGUUUUCGUGCGUUGUGAUACUGAUAGACUGGAUGUGAUGAAAGUUCUGAUUAUAGGCCCCGCAGAAACGCCUUACGCCAACGGAUGCUUCGAAUUCGACGUGUAUUUCCCACCAAGUUAUCCCAAUGUGCCUAUGUUGAUUAAUUUACGAACGACGGGCAGAGGUUCGGUGAGAUUCAACCCGAAUCUUUAUAACGAUGGUAAAGUUUGUCUCAGUGUCUUGAACACUUGGACAGGCAGACCAGAAGAAAAGUGGAAUUCCCAAACAUCUAGUUUUUUGCAAGUUUUAGUAUCAAUACAAUCACUCAUUCUUGUCCCCGAUCCGUAUUUCAACGAGCCAGGUUUUGAAAGAACGAGAGGUACAUCCCUUGGGGAUCAAAGUUCGAAGAUGUAUAAUAACAACAUCAUGGCAUCUACUCUUCAGUGGGCCAUGAUCGAGCAAAUAAGGAAUCCGUCUCAAUGCUUCAAAGAAAUUAUCCAUGCGCAUUUUUGGCUGAAAAGAACCGAGGUUAUCAGCCAGGUAACCGAUUGGAUCAAGCAAGCUCCUGAAAUCAGUUCUAUGAAGUCCAAUCUUGAAAUUUUAAGGGGACUGAUUGAAGAUUUAAAAAAGCCUCCCGGAGUUGGCGAUAAUGAAAGAGGCGAAUUCGAAGCUUCGCCUGAGCCAGAACCGAUCCCGAGUACCAGCGCUGCUGCAUCUGGCUCUAGGUCCUCGACUACUUCCUGGUAUAAAAUGAUACAAUCGACGACUUCGGGCAUUUUUUCGAGCUCUAAAUAAUCUUCCAUCGAUCGUUGUUUCGGUUCUUUGCUGAAAGAAGACUUAUUUAUUCUGCUUCCUAUUCUUGUGUUCCUUUUUUUAUGUGCACCUAAAUAUGGUCAAAGUCCAAAGUCCUUCGCUCAUGUAAAUUUACGAACAUCGAGUUACAAUUUCCAACAAUGUGUGGUGUGCUGGAGGCGACUCUAAUGACAUCAAACAAUUUUUUUCAUGAAAAAAAAAAGUUUACAAAUUAUGACUCAUAUGGAAAGUUAAUUCUUUUUGUUUCAAAUUAAGGGAAUGUUUUUUUCUAUCUUGAUAUUUAUUUUCAUUUUGUAGCGUUCGUUGUUUCGCUUUCGUUCUAUAAAAUAAUUUUUGUUCUCUUUUCCUUGCGUUGUCAAUAAUGUUAUCUCGGUGCUCGUAUUCAGUUUCAAAGUUUCAUACCUAUUUUCAUGUCGUUUCGUUAUUUGUAUUCGUUACAUGUUUCUCUUUUCGUCCUAUUCCUGUUCGAUUAUGGAUAAUACACGAAGAAUGAGGGCCACUGGAGCCUGAACAUUAAUUGUACCUACACGUAAUUUUCAAUCGUGACAUUUUUUUUUUGUAGUUUUGAUGUGUUUUUUAUCGUUGUUAUAUCAGUACAAAUGUAUUUAUAUUUUAUUUUCUCAUGUAAUAUUGUUUCGUAUUUAAUCCGUUAUAGAAUUAUUUGCGAUCUUUUCUAAUUAUGUUAAAUCAUGAUUGAUUACCUACUUGUUUUAGUUGGUUAAGCGUUCCUAUUGCAAGUCGGAUAACUCUUGAUUAAAGUGUGUUUAAUUGUUGUUAACACGUUGUCAGCAUUGUAUUGCUGCGAGAUGAAAUCUUCAUCUGAAAGAAUUGAAUUUUCCUAAUUUUUCUCGUUUAUAGUCAUUAUAAUUACGAAGUUUCUUGAGAGCUUGUUUGCUCUUAUUAGAUUACUAUUCACGUUUGGAUCUCAACUUGGUCAAUUUUUUCUGGCAAUAUUCCUACGUAAAUCGAGUAAUAUUUCAAACUUGAUGGUAAUCACCUAUCAAACACAUGUUUUCAGAGUUCAUUACUUCGGUACAGUUUACUUGUUUAGAUCAUUAUAAUUGUACUUAUAUAUUUUUUUCUAAUGUGAGUUGGCAUUGUUUUUCGUGACAUUUAUUUGAUAAAGAUAUUUGGCCCGUAUUUCGAAUUCGAGUAUUAUAUGCGAAUCUGUAUUGAAUGGUCUUAUGAAAUUGCACUGACAUCGAUUUCAUUUUUUUGAAAAUUUUUCUAAAAAGCAAGACAAUAAAUCAGAUGGAAUGUAAUAUAUUUUUUAUAUCGUUUAUGAAUAUCUUUAAUACCUAUUAAUUUUUACAUUUUACUCAACUGAUUCAUCAUUUUGACGAAUCAAUCGAUGUCCUUGAAGAAAAAUCGUAUGCGUUUUGAAUGCGAUUGUUUUCAAAUUUUAAAUAUGAAAGAAAUUUUUUCAUCUAAAAAUACUAAUGGAUUGAGUUUUUUUUAGUUCUCAAACCUGGUAAAACCCUUUGAAGUAUGCCAGAUCUUAAGUAGUUAACUUCACAUUUUCAUCUCUCUUUCUUUUCUGUGGAAGACGAGGGUAAAUUUUUCAAAUUUUAGCAUCUGGAAAACUUCUGCGUUGGCAGAUGAAAAAUUUCAAUUACUUAGACUUACUCAAAUUCUUAUCUACCUCCCUAUUAAGUUUUCUUAAAAAUUGUUGAUAUUGUUUUAAUAAUUGUAAACUUACUCGUAUUUUAUAAUGGAAGCAGUUCAUUUUACCGACGUGUUUUUUUUUUUUUUUAUUUAUUCUGAUUAUUGUUGUACUUAUUUAGUUAUCCCAACAUGUGUAUGCACACCUUUAAACCAUGGUACAUUUGUAGGCGAUGUUUUCAAGUGUCAUGUGUUCAUUUUUUAAUUAAAUUGCGAUUUAAGUGAAUUUUUAAAGUGUUUUUAUAAUAAACACGAUCUUUGUAGUA